AUGUCCACGACAGACUCCCUGCACAUCCCCUCCUCGACCUCCUCGGUCCAAGUGUCCAUUAUCGACACGACCCUCGAUGGCGAACUCCCCACGGCGCCCUUCAUGGGCCCUGCCAUCAAGGGCUUCGAGAAAUGGCACGGUGUCGGGUAUGCCUUCUUGGUGACCCACACAGACUCGGAGGGGAACGAGCGACGUGUAGUGUUCGAUCUCGGGCUGCCGAAGGACUGGGAGCAUGACUUCUCGCCGCCCGUCAUUGAAAUGGGUAAGAAUAUGGACGCAACCAUGACGGCGCAGAAAUAUGUUUCGGAGAUUCUGACGGAGAAUGGUGUUGAUUUGGGGGGCAUCGAAGCCCUGUUCUGGAGCCACGCCCAUCCAGAUCACAUCGGCCGCCCAUCUCUCUUCCCGCCUUCCACAUCCCUCGUGGUCGGUCCCGGCGUCAAGCAAGCCUACUUCCCCGGCUGGCCAACCGUCCCAGACGCCCCAAUCCUCGCCCGCGAGUUUGAGGGUCGCGAGGUCCGGGAACUCGACUUCGGUACCACGGACCUCGAGAUUGGCGGCCUGAAAGCCCUCGACUACUUCGGCGACGGCAGCUUCUACCUCCUCUCGGCACCGGGCCACGCCGUGGGCCACAUCAAUGCCCUGGCCCGCACGGCGGGGGACAGCUUCAUAUACUUUGCGGGUGACUCUUUCCAUCACAGCUCCCUUUUGCGACCGCACGCCGGCGCGAGAUUGCCCGACGAAGUGCGUCUGCCGGGACUGUGCUGCGCGGGCCGGACGUUCCACGCGAUCCACCCCGUGGCGGGCAACGCGGCGGAGUUGAAGCAUUACAGCAAGGUCAUGGGACCGGCGGGCGGCGACGCGGACGGUAUCGCGUUCCACACGAUUUCCGAGACCCCAGAGGGAGAGACGUUGUUGGCACUGGAUGUGCGCGAGGCGCGGGAGACGCUAGCUGCGGUGAAGAAAUUCGAUGCGAGCGCGGAUGUGUUUGUCGUGGCGGCGCACGAUGACAGUUUAUACGGGGUCAUGGAAUACUUCCCCAAGGGUGCCAACGAAUGGAAGCAGAAGGGGUGGAAGGAGAGCGGGAAGUGGUUGUUUUUGAAGGACUUUGAGAAACCGCUCGAGAUUGCCGGUGCGUCUGUAUGA
This is a messenger RNA of Colletotrichum spaethianum, 1143 nucleotides long. RefSeq names its product cytochrome P450 monooxygenase mpaDE. The record is from RefSeq and is a predicted model, not a curated record. Bases 1 to 1143 code for a protein of 380 amino acids. The transcript has 2 exons. Lineage: Eukaryota; Fungi; Ascomycota; Sordariomycetes; Glomerellales; Glomerellaceae.